AUGGCGACAGUUCAAGAGGCUGAGACACCUGGAGAUGAUAGAGGGUAUGAUUCUCUUGCUCGUCUGAUGAGCGAUCAUCCCGAUAAUACCAUUUUCAGGCAAUUCAGAGCGUUGUGUUCGAAAAUGCUCAUGUACCGCCAGGCUGACCUCCUUUACGACGAAGAAGACCUCGAGUUUUUAUCGGAAGAGAAUGAGAAGAAGCAAGAAAAAAAAUCCUUUAAUCACUGUUGGAAUGACAUAUCUGUCAAGGCAGAGGCAGCAACGUUCCGGGAGAAGAUAGAUGAUGUACAGAGGAAGCUCAAAUCAUACUAUGAGCUGUUGGCAUUGACAGCCACUAUUGAGAACUUGCCCAGGCCGAACAAUUUGAGCCUUGCGUUUCUGCAAGAAUGGGUGAAGAGUCAGGAUCGUGGAGAGGGGUUCCUACUCGAUACCGAAAGACAAAUCUGGGAAUCCGCGCCCGCUGAUGAUUUCGUCGUUCUCUCACCUAAGGCCACAAACGACAGACUUGCCGUGGCUCUAAACGCCUUCAUCCAGCCACUGUAUCAUGCGCAUAUUGGUGCCAGGAGGUUACCAACAGCCAAGAGACACGGGAGAGUUUGGAGUUACGACUUUCAGCAAUUCGUCCUUCUUGGUAAUAUCUUGUGCAUUCUGCUUGCAACUGGAAUUCCGGCGGGUUCGAUCGUCAUAUUGUAUCUUGUGUGCAGUAUGUGGCUCCGUCUACUCAUCAUUGCCAUCUUUUGUUUGCUUUUCGCCUUCGUUUUGACUUUCAUCGGAGGAGCUCGACGCGUCGACGUGUUUUCGGCCACCGCCGCCUUCGCCGCAGUGCAGGCGGUUUUUGUUGGCGGCACUACAUUGGUGCAGGUGAGGGAGUGA
Molecule: messenger RNA, 873 nt
Organism: Exophiala bonariae
Lineage: Eukaryota; Fungi; Ascomycota; Eurotiomycetes; Chaetothyriales; Herpotrichiellaceae
Exons: 2
Coding region: 1-873 (290 amino acids)
Source: RefSeq, a predicted model, not a curated record